CGCGCAUGUUCGUAAAAGGCGGGGCUGAGAAUAAUGGCAGACAAGGCGGAUGACUUAAAUUUGCCGGCUGCUGUUGUUGCGAGGUUGAUAAAGGAGGCGUUGCCGGAAGGUGUUAAUAUCUCGAAAGAAGCGAGAACUGCAGUCAGCAAGGCUGCCAGUGUGUUUGUUCUUUAUACUACGGCAUGUGCAAACACACAUGCUGUGAAACAUAAACGGAAAACGUUGACUGGACCAGAUGUCUUAUCUGCAAUGGAUGACAUGGAAUUUGGACAAUUUAUACCAAUCUUACAGGAAGCUGUUGAUGCAUUCAAAAAGGAACAGAAGGAGAAAAAAGAGCAAACAGAAAAGAAAAAGAAAGCCGCAGUUGAAGCAGUUUUGGGUUCAUCGACAGUAGCAACAGAUUCAAAGAGCAGUUCGGCACCAACUCUCGGCUCGUCAGACAGUGAGGCAGUAGCAACUUCUGUUACUGCAGAGAAUGGAUCGUCAUCGCAGAUUUGAGAGAAAAUAUCGUGACCGUAUUUUUGAAUCAGGGAUUGUUUGUGAUGUCAUUCUAAGAAUAGUGUAGGUAGCGAGACCUCGUGGUUGGUUUUAGUGCUGUCUGAUUGAUUGUAAUAAAGUUAAUGAAAAAUGGUAAGAUGAUAUUUGAUACU
Corticium candelabrum is the source of this 650-nucleotide messenger RNA. RefSeq names its product DNA polymerase epsilon subunit 3-like. The transcript has 4 exons. Gene Ontology annotation, cellular component: CHRAC; epsilon DNA polymerase complex. Lineage: Eukaryota; Metazoa; Porifera; Homoscleromorpha; Homosclerophorida; Plakinidae. The record is from RefSeq and is a predicted model, not a curated record. Gene Ontology annotation, molecular function: protein heterodimerization activity; chromatin DNA binding. Gene Ontology annotation, biological process: DNA damage response; leading strand elongation; heterochromatin formation. The coding region runs from base 34 to 498 and encodes 154 amino acids.